UUCUUCCACAGCGGUAUAAAGCAGGUGGCCACUGCUGCUGCUGCUGCUGUUCUCCACUCCUCAGAGUGUCCAUCACCGGAUUUCCAUCGACCAGGAACUUUACCAAACCCUGCCACCAUGCCUAAGUGCCCCAAGUGCAGCAAGGAAGUGUACUUUGCGGAGAGAGUGUCAUCUCUAGGAAAGGACUGGCACAGGCCCUGCCUGAAGUGUGAGAAAUGCAACAAGACCCUGUCCGCCGGCUCCCAUGCAGAGCACGAGGGAAAGCCGUACUGUAACAACCCCUGCUACUCUGCGCUCUUUGGACCCAAAGGGUUUGGACGUGGAGGAACCGAAAGCCACUCAUUCAAUUGAACUUUUACACAGAUUUCCUCCCUCUACAAACCAGCGUCUACUGGGGAAUGUAGGAAGUUGGACGACACCAUUCAACUGCAUUUUUUUAAUCUAUUUUGCUAAACCAAAGGAAACAGUAACCAAACCAUGGCCUUUAGGUUGUUUUGAAAAUACCAGUUUGUAUUGUAACCACUGAGGACUGGUUUCCCAGACUUAGAUUAAGCUAAAGCCUAGUCUCAAAGGAACCAAAAGUCCUUCAUGUCCAGGAAACCAGUCCUGUAGCUUUCAUUUUUGGAGAAUGUACUGUAGUUUGUUUUUCGCACCAAGGAAUGAUGGUCUGACCAAUAAUUUUGAAGCACUAUUCAAGCUUCUUUUUUCUUAUUAAAGAAUCAAUUGUACAUUUGAA
Molecule: messenger RNA, 736 nt
Organism: Astyanax mexicanus (Mexican tetra)
Lineage: Eukaryota; Metazoa; Chordata; Actinopteri; Characiformes; Acestrorhamphidae
Gene: crip1
Product: cysteine-rich protein 1
Exons: 5
Coding region: 118-351 (77 amino acids)
Biological process (GO): regulation of gene expression; intrinsic apoptotic signaling pathway in response to DNA damage
Molecular function (GO): zinc ion binding
Source: RefSeq, a predicted model, not a curated record